AUGGACGCCCAUGAACUUUCCCCGCAACGUUUGGAAGAUGAAAAAUUAGAAACUACGUCAGCCGGAACUAACAGUAGUGAUAUCGAUCCAGUUGCUGAGCGUCGACUUUUGAGGAAGUUAGAUUGGUACUUGCUACCUCUUUUUACCCUGCUUUAUUGCACCGCUUUCAUCGAUAAGAUUUCUAUCGGCAAUGCUAAAAUUGCUGGCAUCGAAAACGACCUCCGCUUGACUGGUCUCGACUUAAAUAUCGCACUCACCGUAUUUUAUAUCUUUUUCCUCGUUGCAGAAGUGCCUUCGAACCUUGCCUUGAAGCGGUUCGGUUCUGGCUGGCUUUCGGCUAUGACCACGAUUUUUGGGCUGAUUUCGAUUGGCACUGCGUUUGUGACGUCCUUCGCCGGAAUACUGGUAACGAGAGCUCUUCUAGGAAUAGCGGAAGCUUGUUCGCUGUCUGGCUUUGUAUACCUCCUUUCUAGGUACUACCGUCGAUCCGAACUCGUCCUUCGCGUGGGCAUAUUUUUCGGUUUAUCUCCCGGACUGGGAGGUGCUUUCGGCGGACUGUUGGCGUCUGGGCUGCUCACUGUUUGCAUCCUUCCGGCUUGGAUUUUGAACAGUUUCACUCAUACUUCAUUUGAAGAGGGUAUAAUCACGACCGGGAUUGGACUUAUGUGUUUCGUGGUCCUCCCGACUGACCCUCAAUACACACGAAUGUUCACCGAAGAAGAACGGAAGCUUGCGUUGGCUCGAAUUGAUGCUGAUCAGAACACAGAAACGAAAGGGCGAACGGAAAAGGCUUCAUUUGCUCUUGUUCUUCGGUCGUUCAAUUUUAGUACUACUCUAUGUGCAAUCUGUUUCGCACUCCUGAAUGUCACCUUUCAGGGACUUAGUCUGUUCAUGCCUACCGUUGUAGCAAGCUGUGGGUUUUCCGAUUAUGCUGAUUGA
Messenger RNA from Marasmius oreades (fairy-ring Marasmius), 939 nucleotides. RefSeq lists its product as uncharacterized. The record is from RefSeq and is a predicted model, not a curated record. NCBI's taxonomy places the organism in Eukaryota, Fungi, Basidiomycota, Agaricomycetes, Agaricales, Marasmiaceae. The transcript has 12 exons. Gene Ontology annotation, molecular function: transmembrane transporter activity. Gene Ontology annotation, biological process: transmembrane transport. Bases 1 to 939 code for a protein of 312 amino acids. Gene Ontology annotation, cellular component: membrane.